CCACGCUGAAUCAUGGCAGACGAUGACUUAGCAGCAGCCCUGGCAUUGUCCUUGGGGCAAGGAGUACCUGACAAAGCGGUGCGCCUUCAGAUUCCGGCGGACAACUCCUGCCUUUUCAACUCUGUGGCAUAUGCCAUGGAUGAUCGUGGCGACGACAAAGCAUCGGAGCUGCGCGAAACCGUGGCAGCCGUGGUGCUCUCUGACCCUGACACGUGGACCGAGGCAAUGCUGGGGAAACCGCCAGAUGAGUACGCGGAUUGGAUCCAGGAUCCUGAGCGCUGGGGUGGUGGCAUAGAAUUGGCCAUCCUCGCAGCCCACUAUUCCACGGAAAUUGCUGCUGUGGACAUCCAGACCUUGCGAGUCAGUUUCUUUGGGGAAGGUCAAGGUUUCUCCAAGCGCGCCUUUGUGAUCUACGAUGGCAUUCACUAUGAUGUCUUGGUGAGACGAGGUGGCUCAGGAGAGAAGAAACUCUUUGAGACCAGUGAUGUAGCGAUGGUUGAGCAGGCCAAAGAAGUUGCCAAGGAAGCUCAAACCGCUCGCAACUUCACUGAUGUAGCCAACUUUACCCUUCGUUGCCUGGUGUGCCAAAAAGGUUUGAAAGGCCAAAGCGAUGCUGUGGAACACGCCAAGGCAAGUGGCCAUACCAACUUUGCAGAGUACUGAGCUCGGGCAAACGUUGAGGGCGCUGUGAAAGAUCGCAAGCGGUCGCAAGCGGAGCCGCAAGCGGAGCAGCGGAGAAA
Cladocopium goreaui is the source of this 740-nucleotide messenger RNA. The record is from the annotation of a GenBank genome assembly. Lineage: Eukaryota; Dinophyceae; Suessiales; Symbiodiniaceae.